Coffea eugenioides is the source of this 4238-nucleotide messenger RNA. Its product is annotated as putative disease resistance protein RGA3. The transcript has 3 exons. Lineage: Eukaryota; Viridiplantae; Streptophyta; Magnoliopsida; Gentianales; Rubiaceae. Gene Ontology annotation, molecular function: ADP binding. Bases 329 to 3856 code for a protein of 1175 amino acids. The record is from RefSeq and is a predicted model, not a curated record. Gene Ontology annotation, biological process: defense response to other organism.
GCUAGGAUCGGCUUGCUUAAUUUCUCUCUUGCUAUUCUUCCUAGCUAGAUAUAUUUCCUUGAUCCACUUCAAUACUUCAUGAGGAACCUGUCUUGUUAAGCCUCCUAGCUACCUACCCUUUUAAAUUCAUCAUCCAAUCUUCAUCUUCAUCGCCCUUGACCCAAAAAAAAAAAAAAAAAGAGAGAGGAGUUCCCUUUGUAAAGCUAAUUGUUCCCUUUGUAGCUCGUCAUUGAACAAAGCCUAUUCCUUUUUUCUUUUUGUCCCCCUCUCUUUCUUUAGAUUUGUGAGUCGGUGGACUUGGUUUGUUUUUCAGCAACAUUCUGAAACAAUGACAGGAAUGGAAGCAGCAAUUUUAUCAGCCGUCGUGUCUCCUAUUGCUAGAAAGGUUUUUGAUUUAGUCAGUUCCCUGUUAGCGGGGAAGUUCCAUUUGCACCAAGGAGUAGAGGAAGAUAUUCGGGACCUGUCCAGCCAGCUGACAGCUAUUCUAGCGGUGCUUGAGCAUGCAGAGGAAUUGCAACUGGAUUCUCCACCAAUUCGAGAUUGGCUCGGGAAGCUGAAAGAGGUUCUGUUUGAUGCAGAGGACAUACUGGAAAGUUUCCAGACUGAAGCCUUGCUUUGGCAGCGGCAGCAGCAGGCGAGGAACGUUCAUCUCCCAUUCAGUGCAAGUCAGCUGUUCAUGAAACUGAACGUUGCACAAGAAAUUAAAAAAGUUUUACUCAGGCUCGAAAAAAUUGGGAGAGAGAGACAGAAUUUCCAACUCGAUGCGCAUGCAAUUGAUUCUGGAGCAUCAUCGACAAGGCCGUCUAUGAGUAGAAACACCGGCUUUAUAGUCACCGAAUCUGAUGUUGUUGGCAGAGACGAUGACAAAGACAGGAUGAUCAAUCUCUUGCUGUCAGAGGAAUCUGACAGACAAGGUGAUGUUUCUGUGGCUCCCAUCAUUGGUAUGGGAGGUGUAGGCAAGACAACUCUUGCUCAGCUUCUGUACAAUGACGAGAGAGUCAAAAGCCAUUUCGAGUUCAGGAUGUGGGUAUGUGUCACAGAUGUCUUCAACUACACAAAAGUCCUGAAAGACAUGAUAGAAUACCACACUGAGAUCAAAUAUAAUGACAUCAGUUCAUUGUCCAAUGUCCAAUUAGAGUCUCGCCUUCUUGAACUCUUGAAGGGAAAGCCGUACCUACUCAUUCUAGAUGAUGUGUGGCCGGAGAGUUUUGAUUGGAGUGAUCUUCAAAAGCUCCUGAAACAUGGGGGAAAGGGAUCUAGAGUAGUGGUAACCAGUCGUAGCAGCCACGUCGCAAAUCUCAUGGGGACGCUGCCUCCUCAUUUCCUGGAACUAUUGCCGGAAGAUCAGUGUCAGUUUCUUUUUGAAAAAAUUGCAUUUGGUCCAGGGGGCGCCAAGAGGACUGAAGAAACAGAGGAGAUCGGUAAGGAUAUCGUCCGAAAAUGUAAAGGUUUACCAUUGGCCAUAAAGGUCAUGGCAAGCCUCUUGCGAGGGAUCGAUGGUGCAAGGAAAUGGAGAAAUAUCCAAAAACAUGAGAUCUGGGAAGCAGAGAAACAUAGUGAUGCAAGGAAGCCGCAAAUUUUGCCUGCUUUAAGUUUGAGUUAUAAUCAUCUGCCUGCUCAUCUAAAACGGUGUUUUGCAUACACUUGCAUCUAUCCAAAGGCAUACGUCUUCCAUAAGAUGGAUCUGAUUAAAGUAUGGAAAGCAGCAUCUUUCAUCCUUCCAAGAGGACAAUACUCGAUAGAAGAUAUUGGGGAAGAAUAUUUUGAUGAGCUGCUGAGAAGGUCAUUCUUUCAACUCUCAAAAGUUGAUAAUCAGGAGACUUUCAGGAUGCAUGAUCUUCUUCAUAAUUUGGCACAGUCGGUUUCAGGCCCCUACUGCUAUCAAAUCAGGGAUAAUGACCCCUGCAACUUCUAUGAAAAAGCUCGGCAUAUCUCACUGCUGUGUAGUGCUGCUGAGCAGCCCAUCAUGGGAAUUAUGGAGAAAUCUCAGAAGUUGCGGACACUUCUAUCACCCAGUGACCAUCAGAAAAACUUUGGCCAGGCCCUUGACAGCAUAUUCCAAUCUUUGAAGUACAUAAGAAUCUUAGAUUUAAGCUCAAGCAUCAUGCUUGAACUGCCUGAAUCAGUUGGUGAGCUGAAGUUGUUGCACUACCUGGACCUGUCGAAAACAGAAAUCAGAAGGCUUCCCAACUCAGUUUGCAACCUCAUCAAUUUGGAAACUUUAAAACUUUUGUCAUGCCUUUGGCUUUUUGAACUACCAAAAGACCUUGGAAAGCUAACCAAUUUACAGCAUCUUGAGCUCGAUGACAUCUUCUGGUACAAGCUACGUACCUUGCCACCAGGAAUCGGGAGCAUUACUGGCCUACAAAAUUUGCAUGCAUUCCCUGUUAGCCGUGAAGCUGGAAAAGGAAUUAAUGAACUGAAGGGCAUGCUUCAUCUGAAAGGAGCAUUGCACAUUAAGGAGCUCGAAAAUGCAGCCAAUGCUGGAGAGGCAAAUUUGAAAGAUAAAGAAGAUCUUGUGAAGGUUGUAUUUGAAUGGAGUAAUAAUAGGAAUGGUAGUCCAGAGAAUGCAGAACUAGAUGAAAAUAUCAUUGAAGAUCUUCAGCCUCAUCCGGACAUUAAAGAGAUCCAAGUCAUACACUAUCAGGGUGCUCGAUUCCCAGCUUGGAUAAGAGACGGGCCGGUAAAAAAUCUUACUUCCUUGACCUUAAAUCAUUGCAUAAAUUGCAGAGUCCUUUCUCUUGGCCAACUAUCACGCCUUCAGAGCCUCAGCCUCAAGGGGAAUCUUGAGUUGGAGGAAUGGAUAGAUGCACCAUACCAUUUUCUCCACAGGCUAAACAUCAGCAACUGCCCAAAGCUCAGAGACACGCCUAAAAUAUUUCUCAACCUUGGGGCCAUGAAAAUCAAAAAAUGUAAUUCGUUAAAGGCCCUUCCGUUGAUCCCCUCAGUGAUGUUUUUGAAACUCAUGCACAAUCUUGUUCUGGAGGAUUUCAAUGAGCACACGGUCAUUUUGGGUUCCGUCAAUAACCAUGGCCAACCAGUCCAUGUACGCCAGCCUUCCUUCAUUAAACUCUUGGAACUGAAAGUCAUAGACUGUCCCAAAUUGCCUUGUUUGCCAGAGGUAUUUGCACCACAGAAACUGGAAGUAAGUGGCUGCCCACUGCUUACCAAACUGCCUACCCCAGAAUUUUCGCAACGCCUUCAACACCUAGCGAUUGAUGCCUGUGAUGAUCCAACGUUGGUGAGGGCAAUUCCUGAUACCGGGUCUUUGUAUUCGUUGGUGAUCUCAAACAUCUCAAACUUAACAUCAUUUCCCAAGUGGCCACAUCUUUCUGGACUCAAGACGUUGUACAUAAGCAGAUGCAAUGACUUGACAUCCUUGUCAGAUGAAACAGCAGCUUCAGUACCAUUUGAAGGCAUGACUUCCCUCGAGCUACUUUCCGUUCGGGGCUGCCCCAAUCUUGUGAGAUUUCCAGAUAAAGAGCUACCCGCGACACUCAAGUGUUUGAUUAUUAGCUCAAACUCCGGUCUUAUGUCACUUGGUCCCGAGGAGGCAUUCCAGAACCUUACAUCCCUGACCGAUGUAAACAUCGAGAACUGCCCUGAACUUCAUUCAUUGCCAGCGGAAGGUUUUUCAGCAUCCCUUCGCCAUUUGCUAAUUGAAGGGUGUCCAGAACUGAUCAAAGAAUGCCAAAAUGUUUCUGGAGCAGAUUGGCCGAAGAUCCAAGGCAUUCCUGACCUAGAGAUAGAGCCUCUUCAGGUCCUCGCAAGUCAAAAUCCACACAAUCCUCCAGCUGCUUGGUAUCAUUGCCUUAUUUGCUGCAAAGGUACAAGAACAAUUGAAGACCAAGCCUAAAUCUGGUUAAUGCUCUUGACAGUGGUUUAAACAGGGGCGAUGUCAAUCUCAAAAGGAGAAAGAAUUCUAUUCAGGAUUGCAGCAUAAUCAGCCCCUAUCUCCACAGAUUACAACAGGUUUUCAUGAACCUUGAAGGAAGUAUGGCAGCAAACACCUUAUGUUUUCGGGUCCAAGACAACAUCUUAUAAUUAUGGAAUCAAGCACUAUAAAUCAAUUUUGGAGGAAUUUGCGGUCCUGUUUUUGGUCUGCCAUCAUGGCUGAAGCUUCUCUCUUACCAAAAAAAAAACUGCAGUAGUACUUUUUUCGGUUCUUAUUUCUGGCAUUGUUGUUGAUCCUAUUGCUGGACCUUUAAGAUAUCUAUAAUAAAGUGUUCGUUUUUUCA